This is a messenger RNA of Musca vetustissima, 1821 nucleotides long. RefSeq lists its product as uncharacterized. The transcript has a single exon. The record is from RefSeq and is a predicted model, not a curated record. Lineage: Eukaryota; Metazoa; Arthropoda; Insecta; Diptera; Muscidae. The coding region runs from base 1 to 1821 and encodes 606 amino acids.
AUGGAUAUGAAACGACUUUUUGGUGCGGGGGUGCUACUGUUUGUGUUUACAUAUCGCCCAACAAAUUGUAGAAGUCUGGAAAGCAAGUUCCAUAAUGACGACGUAACCGAUACCCGAUACAGGCAGUUGGCAUUAGAAGGACGCUUCAUGGGCCUAAUGCGUAUCUUCAAGUCAGAGCUGGAUUAUGACUACAUAGUGCUCUUGGAUAAUUACUGUGCAUCCAGUCCAGAGAUAAUAAAUGGAAUAACUAUAGAACCACAUAUGAUCAUCUCGCACGACUUUAGCACUCGAAACUGGGAUCAGAGCCGUCAUAAGAAAGGUCUAUUGAUGCGAUGUGGCUGGCGGAAUUGUCAGAAUGUAAGUACGCAUCUACUAGACACAUAUGCCCCAUUUGUGAAUGGUCAAGUGUUAUGGAUGGAUAGUACUGGAGAAAUCGACGAUUUCUGCAAAUGCCUUAAGCGCGAACUCGGUAACAAAUUUUUACUUUUGGACUGGAGCUCUGAGAAUUCGGAACAAUUUUACACGUGUCACUCGCACACCAGAAGAAAGGCGAACGUUUCCGAUUUUGUUGAGUUAUUGCGGCAACGCGAUGUGGAUAUAAAGGGGUUGCGGAUUAUCACUGAAUCCGAUCAACUGCCACCCCGCAGUAUUUUAUACUACGACACAGACGGCAAUUUGCAACUAGAAGGCUUCGUGGCCAAUUGCAUCACUUCUUUUGCCGAGAGAUAUGAUGCCACAUUGGUUAUACAGCCCCCACUUGAGGUGGGCAGGGCAGUGUUUUAUGAAGUGUUGUUGAAUAAAACCGCAAGGGGUCUUCUUGAUAUGCCUGCCAUUGUUACGCCCUACAAAAAUAAAGGACUUUCUGCGAUCCAGUACUCCUAUCCGUUGGAGCAAAUGGAUUUGUGCUAUAUGAUACCUCUGCCUCGCCGUAUGAAGGGCAACCGGAUAUUUACCUAUAUCAUAGAUUGGCGAGUAAUGAUUGUCAUAGCAGGGCUCGCUAUUGUGUACGGAAUAUUGUUCGACGCUGUGGCAUGUGCACCCAUUAAACUUAACGUAUCUUUUUCGAAUGUUGUGGUAAAUGAUAAAGGCAUACGCGUGCUACUAGGCCAGUCGUUCGUAAUGCCCAAGAAUCCACGGCCCUUGUUGCAAUAUAUAUGUUUUCUACUGUGCUACACCAGUCUGAUUAUAUCCACCACUUAUCAGGCCUACCUGCAGUCGAAUCGUAUACAUCCUGCAUUGGAAAAACGCGUAGAAUCGUACGAGGAUAUGAAAGAAGCUGGCCUACGAAUUGCCCUAACUUCACAAGAAUCUGAGUUCCUGGAUCCUUCAAUAUAUGCCAUGCACAAAGACCUAUUCACACCUAUAGAACCAUAUGAUCGCUUUUUGAAAUUAAGGGAGAGCAUGGACACACGAUUCGUUUAUCCCGUUUCCAACACAAGAUGGGAAGUUUUCAACGAACAGCAGGAUCUGUUCCAAAGACCCUUAUUCUAUUAUUCCUCCAAAUUGUGUCUCCGUAAGCAGGCCUUGUUAGCGGUGCCCUUAGGUCCAAAUCUGCCGUAUAAAUCUCUUUUCGACCAGCAUUUGUUGCAUUUGCGUGAAACUGGUCUGCUGCAAUACUGGAUAAGUGUCAACUUCUACACCAUGGUUCGACUGAAUAUAACCGCAUUUCGUGAUCUGAGUACACCCGAAGAAAUUGCCGACGCGAUCGAGCUUAACGACUUGAAGUGGAUUUGGUUACUCUACGGCGUCACCCUAUUUGUCGCAUUUUCCGUUCUCAUGUGUGAACUGGUCCAUUUCCAUAAACUCAGUAAGCGUCCGUAG